Messenger RNA from Conger conger (European conger), 5831 nucleotides. RefSeq names its product collagen alpha-2(V) chain-like. NCBI's taxonomy places the organism in Eukaryota, Metazoa, Chordata, Actinopteri, Anguilliformes, Congridae. The record is from RefSeq and is a predicted model, not a curated record. The coding region runs from base 137 to 4636 and encodes 1499 amino acids. Gene Ontology annotation, molecular function: protein binding; extracellular matrix structural constituent. The transcript is spliced from 54 exons.
CUGAGCGCCCUGAUCGGAGCGUGGGCUGGGUCUGCUGAGCGCGCUCAGACUGCAGGGCACGCAGAUAACCUGGGAGCUUUCGUCCUCUGCCUCUCCUGCUUUCCCGCACAGGGGAGCUCAUGUCUGACUUAUAGACAUGAAGACCUCACAUUCCAGGACUUUUCUAUUCCUCGCGCUUUCCGCCACACAACUUCUGCUCAUCCGAUGCCAGGACGGGAACAGCGGAGAUGUAGGAGAUGACCGGAGCUGUAUGGAGGAUGGGCAGAUCUACACCAAUAGGGACGUUUGGAAACCGGAGCCAUGCCGGAUCUGUGUGUGUGACAGUGGAGCCAUUUUGUGUGAUGCGAUCCAGUGUGAAGAGACCAACUGUGAGAAGCUGACCAUUCCCGAGGGAGAAUGCUGCCCAGUGUGCGACACCAGCGGUGGUGGAGACAGCAGGCCUGAUGGAAAAGUAUAUAAGGGUCAGAAGGGAGAGCCUGGAGAUGUGCCAUAUAUUGUAGGAAUCAGGGGUCGCCCAGGAGCCGUGGGACCCCCUGGAUCAGCUGGAUAUCGAGGGGACCGCGGACCCAAAGGAAGACCGGGUCCAAGAGGUACACCAGGGUAUGACGGGGAGCCAGGUGUCCCAGGACAGCCAGGAGAGCCAGGACCACCCGGACACCCAUCACAUCCUGGGGGUGAGUUGGUCUCUCAGAUGUCAGGAGGGUUCGAUGAGAAGUCUGGUGCUGCAGGUCAAACAGCAAUGGUCCCUGGAACAAGGGGGGAGGCUGGAGUGAGAGGACCUCCUGGACCUUCUGGCCAAGCUGGGCCCGCAGGUAUUCAGGGCACCCCUGGCGAGCUUGGAGAUCCUGGUCACAUGGGCCCAUCUGGUGUGAGAGGCCCUGAAGGACCUCCGGGCAAAGCGGGUGAAGAUGGAGAGGGAGGAAAAGCGGGAAAUUCUGGAGAAAGGGGAUUUCCUGGCUCUCCGGGGGCAAGAGGUUUUCCAGGGACACCUGGUCCUCCAGGCUUGAAAGGCCAUAGAGGGCACCAAGGACCUCUUGGUGUCAGAGGUGAAACGGGGGCAGUUGGGUCAAAGGGAGAGUCUGGCCCUACCGGUCCUUUGGGUGUACUUGGCCCUCAGGGUCCGAGGGGAAUGCCUGGUGAGAGAGGUCGUCUGGGCCCAGGAGGAGUGCCGGGCACACGUGGUUCACCUGGAAAUGUUGGGAAAUCAGGUCCAAUGGGUCCGCUAGGGCUCAGUGGCCCCCCAGGGUUCCCAGGCAUCCCAGGAAUGAAGGGAGAAGCCGGGCCCACAGGUGUCCGAGGGACAGAGGGGCCCCAGGGACAGAGGGGAGAGACGGGGCGUCAGGGAGCCGCUGGUUCAGGCGGCCAACAGGGUCCAUUUGGAACAGAUGGUGGCCCAGGAACCAAAGGACCAAUAGGAGGUGUGGGCCCUCAGGGGCAAGGAGGCCAUCUUGGCCCUGCAGGACCUCCAGGGCCCCAGGGCAGCACUGGUCAGCCCGGCGUGAAAGGCCAACUGGGAGACAUCGGAGUGCCUGGAUUCAAAGGAGAGGCAGGGCCUAAAGGAGAAAUGGGCCCACCUGGUGCCCAAGGGGCCCUCGGCCCCCAGGGAGAGGAGGGGAAGAGAGGAACACGUGGUGACCCAGGCUCGAUCGGCCCUCCAGGUUCUGUAGGAGAACGGGGUGCUCCUGGCAACAGAGGAUUCCCCGGAGCAGACGGAUUACCUGGACCCAAGGGUGCACAAGGAGAUAGAGGAACUGGGGGAAUUUCUGGUCCCAAAGGCUCUUCUGGAGAUCCAGGACGCACCGGCGAGCCGGGCCUCCCGGGCGCACGGGGCCUGACGGGAAAUCCUGGAGUCCAGGGUGCAGAAGGGAAGCCAGGACCACUGGGGGGGCCUGGGGAGGAUGGGCGUCCAGGCCCAGCUGGAUCUAUCGGAACCAGAGGACCAGCUGGAUCAAUGGGAUUACCAGGACCAAAGGGAUUUAAUGGAGAUCCAGGGAAAACGGGCGAGCAGGGAAAUCCUGGAGUACCAGGACAAAGAGGUCCACCAGGGAAGGAAGGAGAAGUUGGUCCAGCAGGUGCUACUGGUCCCGCAGGUCCCGCGGGAGAACGAGGAGAGCAAGGACCUCCUGGUGUAAACGGGUUCCAGGGCUUACCUGGAAGCCCCGGCCCACCUGGAGAACCAGGAAAGCCAGGUGAUCAGGGUAUUCCAGGAGAGGGUGGAGCUGUUGGUCAGAUUGGCCCGAGGGGGGAGCGCGGGACCCCGGGGGAGAGAGGAGACCUGGGCUCUCACGGUUUGCAGGGAGCCAAAGGUGUGCCAGGAGCUGCAGGCCCAGACGGACCAAAGGGAAGUCCCGGGCCUUCAGGUGCUCUGGGUGACCCAGGUCCUCCAGGACUUCAGGGAAUGCCGGGAGAGAGAGGAACAUCUGGACCCCCAGGACCGAAAGGAGAAAGGGGCUCUGCAGGAGAGAAGGGAUCGGAGGGAACUGCUGGAAAUGAUGGAGCCAGAGGACUGCCUGGCCCACUUGGACCGCCUGGACCACAUGGACCCAGUGGUGAGAAGGGUGAAGCUGGACCUCGUGGCCCACCCGGACCUCAUGGCUCCAGAGCUGCUCCAGGGUCCCGAGGUGAACCUGGUCCCAUUGGCCCUGUCGGAUUCAGUGGCCCACCUGGUCCCGACGGUCAGCCCGGAGUGAAGGGUGAGACCGGAGAGCCUGGUCAGAAGGGCGACGCGGGAUCUCCAGGACCCCAGGGCCUGGCUGGAGCACACGGCCCUAACGGCCCCGUCGGAGUGGCAGGACUGAAGGGAGGCAGAGGGACCCAGGGUGCUCCGGGCCCGACCGGUUUCCCCGGCUCACCUGGGAGAGUAGGCCCACCUGGCUCAACGGGUCCUAUGGGAGAAGCAGGGCCCCUCGGUGCACCUGGGAAAGACGGCCCAGGUGGUCUUCGUGGAGACCCUGGCUCACCUGGACGGCAGGGGGAACGAGGAGCUUCCGGCCCAGCGGGGAGCUCAGGAGAUAAGGGGGAUUCUGGAGAGGACGGUCCCACGGGCCCUGAUGGACCACCUGGUCCUGCCGGAACCACAGGGCAGAGAGGAAUUGUGGGUCUUCCUGGCCAGAGGGGAGAGCGAGGGAUGGCUGGACUUCCUGGACCAGCGGGUCCCCCAGGAAAGCAAGGAACCCCAGGAACCCAAGGAGAUAAGGGCCCCCCAGGGCCUCUCGGAUCACCCGGUGCAAAUGGCCCACGUGGAGACGCUGGCCCUGACGGUCACGCUGGGUCAGACGGACCCCCAGGAAAGGAGGGAUCACUGGGUGCCAGGGGCGACCGAGGGGACGCAGGUCCGGAGGGGCUGGCAGGGUCCCAGGGGGCUCCGGGAACUCCAGGCCCGGUGGGAACGACGGGUGGCCCCGGCAGGAGGGGAGACGCGGGUUCGAGAGGACCGGUAGGCCCCCCAGGCUCGGCAGGCAAACGGGGAUUAAUUGGACCUCAAGGACCAAGAGGAGAUAAGGGAGAUUUAGGAGACCAUGGAGAAAGAGGACAGAAAGGUCACAGAGGGUUCACUGGACUACAGGGCUUACCUGGACCACCGGGUACAACUGGUGAACAGGGAGCCCCAGGAAUUAUUGGACCAAGUGGCCAGAGAGGACCCCCGGGUCCAGUUGGGCCUUCAGGCAAGGAAGGAUACAUCGGACAGCCUGGACCAAUGGGACCACCGGGAACACGUGGAAUAAGUGGAGAGAUUGGACCGGAGGGACCUCCCGGAGAUGAUGGCCCCCCCGGACCCCCAGGCUCCCCUGGCCCACCCACGGCUGCAAUGGACGACCUGUUCGGCGGGCCACACGAUUAUGAAGACCUGGGGCCCCCACCCCCUCCCGAGUUCAGUGAGGACGAGGCCCUGCCCAAUAAUGGCUCGGCCCCCAUGUUCCAGGCUGACCCCGGGGUCCAGGCCACGCUGAAGGCCCUCAGCAGCCAGAUCGACAGCAUGCGCAGCCCGGACGGCAGCCGAAAGCACCCUGCCCGCACCUGCGAGGACCUGAAGCAAUGCCACCCCCUGAAGAAGAGCGGUGAGUUCUGGGUGGAUCCAAACCAGGGGAGCGCAGAGGAUGCUAUCAAAGUGCACUGCAACAUGGAGACAGGCGAGACGUGCAUUUCUGCCAACCCAGCCAGCAUUCCCCGCAAAACCUGGUGGACUUCCCCCAACCCCUCCGACAGCAAGCCAAAGUGGUUCGGAGCCAAUAUGAACGGAGGAGCUCACUUCACCUACGGAAACAAAGAGCAGCCAGUGAACUCAGUCACGGUCCAGAUGACCUUCCUGCGGCUGCUGUCCAAGGAGGCAUCCCAGACAAUCACGUACCAUUGCAAGAACAGCGUGGGCUACAAGGACGAUGCGGGGAACCUGAAGAAGGCCGUCGUCCUGAAGGCAGCCAACGACCUGGACCUCCGCGCCGAGGGGAACAGCCGCUUCAGAUACACGGUCAUGGAGGACAGCUGCUCCAGAGCCAACGGUAAAUGGGGAAAGACGGUGUUUGAGUACAGGACACAGAAAACAGCGAGACUCCCCAUUGCGGACAUCGCCCCCGUGGACAUCGGCGGAGUGGAUCAGGAGUUCGGCAUCGACAUCGGACCCGUUUGCUUCUUGUAAAUCAAAAGGACACGGAUUGCGCCGGGGCAAAUUCUGAGACUCUCGAACUGACUGCUGACUCGGUCAGCCUUGUACAUACAGUACAGUGGACUAUUCUGGCCCUUUGGCAAGAUAUUUAUUGUGCCUUUCCAACCUUUUAAGACACUUCAGGAGAUUUUUUUUAUCACAGUAUAAGGCAGGAUUCUCAAAUGGAAACAAAGAAUGUGAUGCUUGUUUUAAAACGGAGCCUGACACAAUCGUGCAUUGCUCGCGCAGUUAAGAACUGAUCACUUAUAUUAUCAUACUUGGACCACGUUUCCUUUAGAGCAGGUGGUGUUAAUUGCAAUGAGGUUUUAUUUAACAGUUUAUGGUAGGAGAUGGCAGUUCACUUAUUACUUAUUAGGACGGUGAAAUUUGGCUAAAUAAAUCUAAGUCGAAGAUGCAUUUUGACGCAUUGUCAUCAUCAUUAACUGCUGUUUUUAAGAUGCAUACCACUUUAGCAGUAAAAGGCCAAAACAGUUUAAAAUAAAAAAAUCUAUUAACCUAUUAAACAUGUAUUGCUUUUUGUUUUGUAAAAAAAAAUUAUAGUUUUGCUCAACAAAUACAGGAUGAUCUAUUCUAGGUACAAUUGUUUUUUUUCUUCCUAUUUUUGUUUGUUUGUUUGUGUAAGUAUUGGUGCUACGGAAAAACCUGUUUUGACUUGCAGUAGAAGGCGGCGUGUUCCUUUGACAGACAGCGUUUGUGGAUACGAUUCAGUGUUCAGUCACUUUUAUUUACCCUGGUGUUCCGCUUGAUACCGCGAGAGAGCAGAUCCCUUAAUGUAAGCUACCUCGUCUCAACAAACUGGGAUGUUUCAUUACCUAAGUCAUGUUUCACAGGUGCUGUGUUCAAGCAGGGAUCCAUGUGUACUUUCUCCAGUAAAAAAGUUUUUGGUGAUGCUAAUAAAGAUCUUUCUCUCACUGGUUAAGCAACAGAUUCAGUGUCUCCUGGAAAUUAUGUUGUUUAUUGUUGGUGCGCAAUAUUUCGAUCGUUCUGCAUGUUCCGUGGAGCAUGUGGAUGGCCCCUGUAGGUAGCCUUCAUUAGCCUCAGCUUCUGACAUUUUUUACAUAGAUUUCUUUUUAUUACAAUUCUUGAGCCCUUGCAAAAGGUAACCAUGAAUGUUUACUUCUAUGUAUUUUGCUAUGCGAUCAAUUAAACAAAUGCUUGUUUAUCCCUA